Messenger RNA from Cololabis saira (Pacific saury), 2456 nucleotides. It is a transcript of the gene bop1, whose product is annotated as BOP1 ribosomal biogenesis factor. Gene Ontology annotation, cellular component: PeBoW complex; preribosome, large subunit precursor. NCBI's taxonomy places the organism in Eukaryota, Metazoa, Chordata, Actinopteri, Beloniformes, Belonidae. Bases 29 to 2281 code for a protein of 750 amino acids. Gene Ontology annotation, biological process: maturation of LSU-rRNA from tricistronic rRNA transcript (SSU-rRNA, 5.8S rRNA, LSU-rRNA); ribosome biogenesis. The record is from RefSeq and is a predicted model, not a curated record. The transcript has 16 exons. Gene Ontology annotation, molecular function: protein binding; ribonucleoprotein complex binding.
CCCCGCAGCUCUACCACGCGGAGCGAGUAUGGAGGGACACACAGAAAACGUGCAGGGGACUGAAAAGACACCAAAGAAAGUAAAAGACAAAACAAAGAAGAAGAGGACUAAAGAUGAAGAGGAAGAGGAGCAGGAUGAGCUCUUCAACUUUAACAGCAAACCUGCUGAGAAAGAUGAGGACGACGAUGAUCUAUCCGACAGCGAGGAGAGUGUGUUCUCCGGGCUAGAGGACUCUGGUAGUGACUCUGAGGAGGAAGAGGAGGAAGGAUCCUCAGACGACGGUGAUGAUGUUAAUGAGGAUGAGACUCCUAGUCAACAGACAUCUGUAAAGAAGGACAAGAAGAAAGGACGAGUGAGUGAAGAAAAAGAAGAAAAAAGAGAAGAGAAAAAAGAAGAUGAGUACCAACAUGACAGCUCAGAUGAAGAGGACGUUAGGAACACAGUGGGCAACAUUCCAAUGGAGUGGUACAAAGACUUCCCACAUAUUGGCUAUGACCUGGAAGGGAAAAAGAUCUAUAAGCCAAUCAGGAGCAAGGAUGAGCUGGAUGAAUUCUUGGACAAAAUGGAAAACCCUGAGUACUGGAAAACGGUCCAUGACAAGCAGACGGGAAGAGACAUCGUGUUGUCAGAUGAGCAGGUGCAGCUGGUAAAUCGUCUGCAGAAAGGCCAGUUUGGAGACGUCAACUUCAACGAGUAUCAGCCAGCAGUGGAGUUCUUCAGUAAAGACGUUAUGCUUCAUCCAGUCACUAAUAGACCCGCAGACAAACGGAGCUUCAUCCCAUCGUUGAUUGAGAAGGAAAAGGUCUCCAAACUGGUACAUGCUAUUAAGAUGGGAUGGAUAAAACCCAAGAGGGUGGAAAGUGACAAAGACCGCUACUACGACCUCUGGGCCAGCGAGGACUCUUCUAUCCUGGCCAGACACCGGAUGCAUCUGCCGGCCCCCAAGAUCCGUCUCCCCGGCCAUGAAGAGUCCUACAACCCCCCGCCCGAGUACCUGUUCACAGAAGAGGAGCGAGCUCUGUGGGAGCAGCAGGAUCCGUCAGACAGAAAGAUGCCGUUUAUUCCCCAGAAGUUCUCCAGCCUCCGCCAAGUCCCGGCCUUUUCACGCUUCAUUCACGAGAGGUUUGAGCGCUGCCUCGACCUGUACCUGUGUCCCAGGCAGAGGAAGAUGAGGGUGAAUGUGAAUCCAGAGGAUCUGAUUCCCAAACUUCCCAAACCAAAGGACUUGCAGCCGUUUCCAACAACACAGUCUCUGGUGUAUCGAGGUCACACUGGCCUGGUUCGUUCCAUCAGCGUGUCUCCGUCAGGACAGUGGCUCGCUUCAGGUAGUGAUGACGGCUCUGUCAGAGUCUGGGAGGUGAGUUCGUCUCGCUGUAUGAAGACGAUACAGGUGGGCGGAGCGGUGAAGAGCGUCGCGUGGAACCCAAACCCGUCUGUGUGUCUACUGGCUGUUGCUCUGGAGUCUGUGGUCUUGGUCCUGUCUCCGUGUCUGGCAGACAAACAGGUCAUGUCUGCAACAGACCGGCUACUUGCUACUCCACAGGAGGAGGCUCUGUCAGACGGGCCGCGCCCCGUCGUCUGGUCUGACACUGAGGGGGAGCAGCUUAAUCAAGGGAUUCGUCUCAAAAUACAACAUCCUAAAGCUGUUAACCAGGUGACGUGGCACGCUAAGGGCGACUACCUGGCGUCGGUGAUGUCCGACCACUCCAGCCAUCUACAGGUGUUCAUCCACCAGAUGAGCCGAAGGCGGAGCCAGAACCCGUUCAGGAAAAACAAAGGUCUUGUCCAGUGCGUGUCCUUCCACCCCGUGAGGCCCUACUUCUUCGUGGCGACGCAGCGCUCCGUCAGAGUCUACAACCUCGUCAAACAGGAAAUGACCAAGAAACUCCAGGCCAACUCUAAGUGGAUCUCCAGCAUCGCUGUCCACCCUGGAGGUGAUCAUGUGAUCUCUGGGAGUUAUGACUGCAGACUGAGCUGGUUUGACCUCGACCUCUCUACAAAACCAUACAAAGUGCUGCGACACCAUAAGAAGGCGGUGAGAAGUGUGGCCUAUCACAGGACCUAUCCGCUGUUUGCCUCAGCUUCUGAUGAUGGAUCAGUGAUCGUCUGUCACGGGACUGUUUAUAAUGACCUGCUUCAGAAUCCACUUAUUGUUCCAGUGAAAGUCCUCAGAGGUCAUGCCAUCACUCACGACCUUGGCGUUCUGGACGUGACCUUUCACCCUACACAGCCUUGGAUCUUCUCCUCGGGAGCCGACGCCACCAUCCGACUAUUCACAUAGGAAGCAACUGGACAUCCAUCAAUUGGUUGUUACUAUUGUUGUCUACCGGUACAACAGCUAAACCCAUCUGUAUGUACGUGGAGGGAGCUGUGUCAGCCGGCCAGUGUGCUCCCACAAACCUGUCAAGAGCUCCACUGAAAUGAUAAUGUCAUUUCCUAUAUCUUUUUUUUUUUUU